Molecule: messenger RNA, 6112 nt
Organism: Macrosteles quadrilineatus (aster leafhopper)
Lineage: Eukaryota; Metazoa; Arthropoda; Insecta; Hemiptera; Cicadellidae
Exons: 14
Coding region: 198-3302 (1034 amino acids)
Biological process (GO): positive regulation of double-strand break repair
Molecular function (GO): protein binding
Source: RefSeq, a predicted model, not a curated record
CUUUGUCUGUCUCUGUUUCCUAGUAAGUUUUUGUUCUGUGUUCUGUCCUGUGGAUGCUGUGUGGUGGUUCAAUGAUCCUUCUUGUUUUCAAUUUUAUGUGGAGUGUUAACAGGUAUUCACGAUUACUAGAAAACAACACACAGUUACCAACCAGAUUGAUUUCUCGGCUAGAUCAACGUUACCUAUUUAUUUAAACAAUGUCACAAUCAACAAAAAACCCCAAAAGAAAAAAAGAAAAACUGCCUCAAAAAAAUAAUCUAGACCGCUACUUUUCUGCUUCCAAAACCUGCCUUGAUACCAAGCACCAAGUUAAUGAAAAUGAAAGAAAUUUACCAAAUGUAACUCUAGGUUUUAAAAGGAAAAACAAAUCAGAAAAUAACAACUGUGUAAAAUUUCAAAAAGUUGAAGAAAACUCCAAUAUAAACAGUAAGGCAAAAAUAGCUAAUGUUACUGAUACAAGACUUUGCUUAGUUUCACUACGUAGAAUCGAUGAUUCAAACAGACUACCAAUUACAAAAAAUGGCCAGUGUAAUGUGGCUUUAUUACCUGCUAAUUGUAAACUUGCAAACUUGGAUGAAGAAAGUACAAAGUCUGUUGAUAAAUCACCAAAGAAAAGGGGUAGGCCUAAAAAGAUAAGUAUGGUCAAAAUGGUAACACAAUUGAAUGUAAGUGAAAAAUCAACUUCAUUAAUACGUUCUUCGAUAAACGGUUCUGUUAUUGCUGAGAGCAUAAACACUCCAAAUCGAACCUCCAAUGUGAAAAGAGAUCCUUUAUCAAAAGAAACAGAUCAAGUGAAUUCAGAUAAAAGUGCAAGUAUGGUUAAACUCAAGUCUUUUCCUCUUACCACUGAUAAACCACCAGCAAUGUCUGGAACCCCAAGAAAAGUAGGUAGGCCUAAAAACGUUGAUGAUUUGAUACAAUUGAAUGGAAAUGAACCAUCAUUUUCAUUACUCCAUUCUUCGUUAAAUGAUUCUGUUAUUAUUGAUAGCAUAAACACUCCAAAACAAACCUCUGAUAUAAAGGAAGGUCCCUCGUCAAAAGAAACAGAUAAUGACCAAUCAGACAGUAAAAACAGGAUAUCUUCAUCAAGUAUGGUCAAUGUUGAGUCUAAUUCUCUCUCCACUGAUAAACAACCCGAGAAUUGUCAGAGGAAACAGGUAUCAGCGUCGUCCUUCCUGGAUAUUGCUUACAGUCAGUUUCACAAUGAUUUCUGCAAAACUUAUAAACUGGGGUUUGUCAGGCUACCAGAAUGCCUUGACCUUGAAAAAUGCAAAGCUCUGCACAAGGACACACAACCCAAAGAAAUAAACAGUUACCAGUACGGACAUGUGUUCAAUAUCUUUGAUUGCCCUUUUCCGGAUUGGCAUUACGAUAUACUGCCUGCCGUCUCCAUGAUUUUGAAUGGAGAACAACACCUUAGGGGAGAUAUGAUAAGAAUGCUGUUUGACUACAUCUUGAAUGGUCCCAAUGAAGACUUACUGUGGCAGGUCAAAACAAUCCUGGUCACCCAUUGGUUCAUGCAUCCCGCGUGUACCGACUAUAUGCAUGAAUUCUACUUGGAGUUGUUAGACAGAAAAUACCGCCGUGAGAGCUUUUUCCAAACAAAACUAACAGAUUCUGGAGUUUUGACAUACAUCAUGGAUCAGAUGGAAAAUAUUUUGAAACCGCAGAUAAAUGAAAUGAAGAUCAAUGAGGAAAACAACCCAAGUGAGGCGGAUAGCACAGACAAUAAUGAACAGAAUUUGAAUUACGAAGUGUUGGAAGAAAGAUUCAUUAACCAUCAGCCACUUAUUGAUGAAGAAGAACAAGAGGUGAUAGAAACCAUCGAAGACCUAUUUACUAAUUUAUCUCAAGGCCAGCAAGAUAUUGAAGAUGCAAACAACCCUAAAUAUCUGAGAAGAUUGACGAUAGCCUUAGAAAUCAUACUUGAUCUUCUGGAGAUGGACUUUGCGAUUUGUGUUUCGAGAUUGAAGAGUUCAUUAAAAAACGAAUGUGAUAUCAGAGAACCUUUGGUAAAACAAUUAUUGGACGAUUGCUUCCAAUCCAGAGUGUUAAAAUUCUACUUAAGAACAACGGACUCAAACACUUGGACACAGCUUUCUAGGCUUAUUGGUAUGAUGGCAGAAACGGUUCACCUAUUUAGUAGUUCUAGAAGAACUUCAUGGAAAUAUCCAGAAAUAAAUGAGGACUGUGAAGAAUUUGCUCGUAUCGUCUUUGAAAAUUUUACUAAAGGUGGUUGGGACGAGAACGAGUGUUUGUCGAGACUACAUUCACUGCAACCUACAUGGUUACAACAGAGAGUUGCACUCAAUGUCGUCAAUUCUCAUCUUAAUUUGGUCUUGGGAACCGGCAUACAGGCAGUGGUGGAUAUUAUUCAUUCUCAUGUUGUAAGCCCUGUGAAACUAAAAGAAGAUUUAAAAAUGAUUGAGCUAAAUUUGGAAGCGUUAAACAAAGAAGCUGAGAAGUUUUCGAAGGCUUCAAGGAAGAGGAACAAAUAUGGUGAAUCCCUCCUCCUCAGAGUGUGUAAGAGUGCCAAGUUCUCUGUCAGAGAUGUAGAGUGUGUCUUGGCCAUGGCUGACACCAAUGUCAAUGAGAAGGACAACCACGGCUGGACUCCACUGCAUGAAGCAGUCAACGCUGGAUGUAUCCCUAAGGUUCAGACUUUACUGCAGUUCGUGCCUCCUCCAGGGAAGGAAGCGGUAGAUGUCGGUGUACAAAACAACGAAGGAAUCUCUCCUCUUCACGAGGCCGUAGGAAAUGGUAACCUGGAUAUUUGUAAACUUCUAGUUGAACAUGGAGGAAUUUGCCUCUUAAGGAAGAAAGACAGCAAAGGCGUUACACCUCUAAUGCUGGCUAAAGGUCGAGACGAGAUAGAACACUUUUUCAAACAAGCAAUUAGAACUCAAGAAGAACUGAACUUGAACUCAAAUUCCGUCUUGAAACUUUCAGACACAAUGAUCAGGCUGUGUAUGUUGGUGUGUGAAGCCUUCAUCUCCGACCACCACACGUGGGAAAUCUACCAAAUAAUUAAAUACAACAAGAGUUAUGUUAAAUUUGAGCAAAAGAGCUACGUCUCAGGGGCCGACAAAAACAAUCUAAUAAAUACAAAAAGGGAACAAACCCAUUUUAGAAAGCUCAGGAAGAUAAUUCAAAAACUCGCAGAGAACCCAGACAACAGUCACCUGGUUAGGAUUUGGAGUGACAGAUUUCUCUACAAAGAACCGGAUGCAGAAGAAAUAGAGACCUUGUUUGGUUUUGAAGUGGAAAAUCUUUUUAGGUUGGAUAGUGAUAUUCGAAAAUAGUUUGUUCAGCUUCAGAACAAUAGAUUCCAAAAGGGUGUGUUUGCUGGAAAUACAAUAGAACUCCUCAUAUUCGACCAUUAUGGGACAAGGCCCCUGGUUAAAGAUUUGGCCGGAUUGCAGUUAAAUUCUUACUCAAGUAAUAAGGAACCAAUUUUUUUUUUAAUUUUAUAACAACUUGUAUGUAAUUAAUUAGUAAGAAAUAAAACAAAAACCCAGGGGACACGUGGAAAAAACUCCUCAACAUAACCACACUUACUAACUCGCAUUUUAGAUUGAACAUCAGGGAAGGUUGGGUUUAAACAUUGGUUUGGGGAAAUCGAGGAAUGUGGUGUGUCAAAGUAGAGAGCCGGACACGACUGGCGACACCAAUUAGGUAUGUUUUUUAUGUCAAAACCGUAACGUGUGGAGCUUAGCGCCUUCUAGAGGGUUAAUGACAUCAGAACACACAUACCACUGUUAAAUAAAGAUGAAAGUAAAUAAGAUUUUCCAUUAAAUAAGCUUCAAAUAUUAUAAGACCUUAAAAUAACCAUAAUUUUCUGCUGAGCUUUCUUGUCUGUUGUUUUUACGAAAUAAAACAGUGACUGUUUUUGACUAACCCCACUGGAAAUAAUCAACCAACUGUUAAGAAGUUAGGCCUACUAGCUCAACUCAGUAGUGCACACAGUAAAAUGUCAACAAACAGAUAUUAUAAGAGUGCUUAAGUUGCAGAGGUUACUCUGUGCAACUCCGUACUCUGUGCCAUGUGGUAAAUGCAUUUUGAUUUUGGCUUUCGAAAACUUACCAGAUAAAUUGAGGACCGGUGAAACCGAGGCCGGAAAUGAGGAGUUCUACUGCAAUUCAAACUUCAAACAGUUACCUCAUUUGGCUUUAAACAGUAUGAUAAAAAAGUUAUACAAAUAAGUCCAUAUUUGUUGUAAAAACGACGAAAUAUCUAACAGUAUAACUUGGUUAAAGCGACAUUGAGUUAAAUUUUAGAGAUUCGAGAAUAAGAUUAAGAUGUUUAAUACUUUCUAGUCAUUGUACAAAAUAGUAAUACAAUAUAUUUUAGUAGUAAAAAAAUAAUACCUCACUAAUUGUUCCUACAUCAUAAUUAACAAGUACAAAGUGGUAGAAAAAUAGGGGUUUAGUGUUUAGUGUUUUAAAUUUAAAUAAUGUUAAAAUCUUAAUUGUUACUAUUAUAGUCAUCACUCAAAUAAAAUAACAAAGAGUACAAAUUGAAACCGGAGCUUUCUUUUGAAUUUUUAAACGAAAAGAGACGACGUCGCAUUUCACACAGCAACACUUACGACUCUGUGAAAGAAGGUUCCCUUAGAGAACAAAAUUGAUACAAGGUUACAUUUAGUCUACAUAAAUUAAAGACCUUGUUUUACUACAAAAUAGUAAAAAAUUGUUGGUUGCUGAAACUAUUUGUAAAAUUACUGUUUGUUUUUGUUAAAACAUUAGCUAGUAUUAAAAUCUAGGAAAGGUAGUAAACCUAAUGUUUUUGCUUGGAAAAUUCCAUUGUAAAAGUUUAAAAUUGCUUUCUUUUGAUAUUUAACUGUUAAAUUGCACAGAUGUGUAAGUUACUGAUUUGUAAACUAAAUUUAUUUUUUAAUCACCACAUUUUUCCUUCUGAUUUAAGGAAAAGCAUGAACAUUUUCAUGUGAAUGCCAACUUAGUGUGAUUUUUAUUGCAUCUAAAACUAGAGAAAAUCUAGCAAUGAACAGCUAACAGCUUGAGGCAUUUUUCGUGUCAUUAUUAGCUAAAAGUUAAAUUAUUGAAGAAAAAACUAACAAUGUUUGUUAACAGGAUGUUUUUAGCAAUUUGUGUAUUAAGAAUAUUUGCCUGUGUGAUUAGUGAGGUUAUUGUAAAUAGUUCAUUUUACUAAAUGUAUAUGUUGUUGUAAUUGUACAUUUUGUAAAGAAUUGUGUCUAUUCACACUUGAAAAAUAUACUUUUUUUGAUAAAAUAUCUUAAUUAUUACUUUUGACCUUGCAAAUACACCCAGUAUUGUAGCUGCUUAAUGCAGCAUUGCAACUUUUUCUCUAUUUUGACAGGAUUUUUAUUUUUUAUGGUAUUCAUAUUUUUAUAUUUGUUGUUAUACUCGCCUUGAUCAAUUUUGUAGUGAGCUUGAAUUUGUACUUCCACCCCAUAUUCUUAUUGGUGUUUCUAAAUUUUUUUUUUAGUAAUUAACUGUAAUUAAUCUUGUUCACAGAGCAUCUGUCCUGUAAAUAUAGAAGUGAAUUAUUCACUUUUUUGUGAUCAAAAUCAUAUUAAACCACAUCAAGAAUUUAAUUCGUUCACAUAUUAAUUUGGAAUGUGUUUUUUUAAUCCCUUAAAGGCUCAUAGAAGUGGGUCAUGUAUAAAUUAAUGUUUAAGUAUAUUUUUGAGGUUACUAGACAUGUUUCACUUACUUGUUUGUUGUUGUGUUAAUUGUUUGUAUUGUUUCACUUACUUUAAGUAUAUUUUAUAUUUAUUAGGAUUGAAUAAGUAAUUUGUUUGUGGCGUGAACUUUGCUAUUUAAACUCCAGUAGCCAGAAGGAUGUGAAAAUUUAUAUCUUGUCGACACUAACUUUACAAAAUCCUUGUUUAGAAUAUGGAACGUCACUACCCUACUACAUGUGUAACCUGCAUUUUCAAACUGUGUCAAUAUUUUAGUAACAAUUGUACUUUUGUACUUUUAUAUGCAUUUGUAACUUGAAAGUGGCAUUAAACGUUAUCAGCGAUCAGAGAUAUUCUUUCUAUUUUAUGGGUAAAAUCAGAAAAGUUGUAAUAACUAUUUAACCGCAACUUUCACAGCAAUAGGGGUUGUACACUUUUCUUCAGAAUAAA